This is a messenger RNA of Notothenia coriiceps (black rockcod), 7432 nucleotides long. RefSeq names its product proline-rich coiled-coil 2C (gene prrc2c). The record is from RefSeq and is a predicted model, not a curated record. The transcript is spliced from 28 exons. Lineage: Eukaryota; Metazoa; Chordata; Actinopteri; Perciformes; Nototheniidae. Bases 52 to 7404 code for a protein of 2450 amino acids. Gene Ontology annotation, biological process: cell differentiation.
CUGGUUCUGGGGGCGAGGCCAAAGGACCAGACUCAAUGAGUUUACAUCGAAAUGUCAGAGAAGUCAGGGCAAAGCACCAAGGCAAAGGAUGGCAAAACAAAGUAUGCAACCCUUAGCCUCUUUAACACCUACAAGGGCAAAUCUUUGGAAACCCAGAAAACUGCAGUUGCUGCUAGACAUGGGCUCCAAAGUUUGGGCAAAGUUGCUGCUAGCCGGCGCAUGCCCCCUCCGGCCAACCUGCCCAGUCUGAAGGCAGAGAACAAGGGAAACGACCCCAACGUCAACAUCGUCCCCAAAGACGGGAGUGGCUGGGCAUCUCGACCUGAGGGAGGGGAGGAGAGGCAACAGGAGACGCCCCCACCCCCGGUCAAACCACCCGUGGUCCCGCCUCCAGAGCCUUCUAUUGUGGGCAGCCGCUCCUGGGCCAGCAGCAAGCAGACACCAAUAGAAGGAGCUCCUCGUGUGAGUAGUCAAUUUCACCAGGAGUUUCCUAGCUUGCAGGCAUCUGGUGAGGGGGAGAAAGAGGAUGGUCCAGAAGAGGAGCCUUAUGGACCGGGACCUAGCCUCAGACCUCAAAAUGUUGGCAGUUGGCGUGAGGGCGGAGGCAGGAAUUUAAUCACUGCACCCAGCCCCUCUGAGAUGGACAACAGGCCUCUGGAGGAGGGGGUUGCGGUCCCUGAUACCUCUACGCCUCCAGGGGAAGCUGAAGAGGCUGGGCGAACAGUAACCGCUGACGUUCAGAAUGAGAAAAGGGAUGGCAGGGAGAAGGUGCCCCCCUCUGCCCCCACUUCUCAGCCUAAACUCAACGGGGGGCAACAGCCUCCUGCUGGGGUACCAACACACUUUGACCCUGCUUUCAGGAGCAUGAUGCCACCCUAUAUGUUCCAGGCGUUUCCUCAAAUUUCUUUUGCCCCAGGGCAAGGAAACCUCAGAUACCCUGUCCCACAGGAAGGAGCAAAGAUGGUCAGGGGUCCCCGUUCACGACCCCAGCAGGGUCCCCCUCAGGGCUGGCACAAGGACCCAGACAGGCCCUCCAUCAUCAGCGCAACAGAGCUGAAAGGGCUCGACAAUUUAGACACAGACACUGACGAGGGCUGGGCAGGAGCCCAGAUGGAAGUGGACUACACGGAGAAACUAAACUUCAGCGAUGAUGAGGAGAACCAAGCUAAUAAAGAAAAAAGAGAAAACUGGGAAUGGAUGGGUAAAGUGGAGCGCAUGAGAUCUCGGCCAGCAGAGGGUCAGGAGGGCUGGAAGGAGGGUCCCGAGGAGCGUGGGGGCAGUAAAACCUCAUGGGCUGAUGGUGAUCCCAGAGCGCCAUCCCCUGGCAGUAUGGGGCAGUACAAGUCAGCUGCACCGCAGGACUACCAGGGCGGCAGUCGUUCUGUUGUAAGCGGAGCUCCACGUGCAACCAAACCACCGGCUGCAGCAGCCCCUGGUGCUGAGGAGGACCCUGAGGCCUGGCGACAGAAGCGCAAGAAACCUCAAGAAGUUUCUGAAGCUGUAGAACGGGCUAGGAAGCGAAGAGAUGAAGAAGAACGGCGCAUGGAAGAACAACGGCUCGCAGCUUGUGCUGAAAAACUGAAACGUCUCAAUGAAAAACACCGCCAGACAACUGAAAGCACACCCACCCUUUCUCAGACCACCAAUGAAGAAGCAGGACCUGCAGAGGAAGAAGAGUCCUUAUCAGAUCCUGCUCCCGUAUCCAGUCCUGUACCCUCCAUCCCAGUUUCACAACCACCGGCCACAAUCGUGCAAGCGCCUCUACCUGAAGAGGUGGAUCUAGAUGGGGAGAUGGUGGAGCGAGAUCACGAGGUAGUGGAGCGAGAACACGAGAUAGUGGAACCAAUUGUAGAGGAGGAGGCUCCCCUGCCUCGUCAGCCCAGUCCCACGAUCCAGAGAUCUUUGGCCGUUGCUCCAGAGCCUCAGAGUGAGGAAGAGAGUUCCUUUGUUGAGGUUAGCGCCCUGGUGGAGGACAACCAGGUAGACAGAGCAGUGCCUAUCCAAGACUAUUUCAACUUAGAGGACAACAGAGUAACAGAUCCAAAUACUAUUGAGUUGCUGCCUGCAGUGGAUGAGCCCCACCUGUCUCCACCUCACAUGGACCUGCCCAGUGGAGAGGAAGUCUCUAUGUCACCGCCACAACUCGAAGGAGAAGCGGCAGCUGCUCUGCGUCCCUCUCUUAACUCGGGCUAUUCCAAACAGUUUCAAAAGUCUUUGCCUCCUCGUUUCCUCAGACAGCAGGAGCAGAUGAAGCAGCAACAAUGGCAGCAACAGCAACACCAGAGUGGAGGCUCCCUGUCCCCAUCAGGUGGCGGAGGCGGUGUCCCAGCUCCCCAACAACAACAACAACAACAACAGCAGCAGCAGCAGCAGCAGCAGCAGCAGCAGCAGCAACACCGCUCAAUGUAUCAACCCAUUGGCCCCCACCACCAGCACCUGGCGUCCAUGGGCUUUGACCCCCGCUGGCUCAUGAUGCAGUCCUACAUGGACCCUCGCAUUAUGUCAGGACGUCCUCCCAUGGACAUGCCAACUAACAUUCACCAAGGGAGGAUGCCUCCGAAGCAGAUCGUUCGCAGAGAACCGGGUGACAAUUCUAGCUCCAGCCCUGACUCCUUUGACCAUUUGACCCGACCAAUUCGUGACCAUGGCCUGCCGUCAGACUCACGGAUGGUAUGGGGAUCGGAACCAUACCCACAGUCAGAGCCUUUACCCUCUGUAACUCCUCCAAAAGGACAAGAAGAUAACAAAGAGCCGAGGAUCGACUGUGGUUUGGAUCUAGACAGGGGUCUAACAACUAUCUUUCCCCAGGACCAAACUGUAUUGGACUCUCACAAAAGUAACUUCUUCCAGGACACUACAGAGUCCCUGUCAGCAUUUACUCCGGGCCCAGAGGAUGUAUCGGGGCCCCUAGACAGGGUUCCUGUGGCCUCAGCCUUUGAUUCAGAAGAAGCAGGCCUCCCAAGUGGGGAAGAGGUAGAAGCUCUCGGCCAGGCGAUGCUGCAGAGGAGCGUCUCCCAGGGCUCCAGCCACUCCCUCAAGCUGGAUGAGCCCAGGUUUGAUGGGCUGUCCCUGGGAACAACAGCUCUAGACAUUCAGGACUCUGCAGAACGUUCUGAUGAUAAGCCUCAGAAUGAACCCUACCCCCAGCCCCAGACUGCGUUGACUAGCAACAGGGCUACACCACCUGCUGAUGGAUUACACAAACAAGAGAAACUGCCUUUGCCAGUCCCGAGCAAGCAGAAAGCCGAGCUGCGCUGGGGCGCAAGAUCAGGGGCCGGACGCAGAGAAGGACCAGGUGGAGAGAGACCUCUCCGCAGGUCUGGCCCAAUAAAGAAGCCUGUCCUUAGGGACAUGAAAGAAGAGAGGGAGCAAAGAGAAGAAAGAGAGAAGCGCCUCGAGAGAGGGGAGAGGGGGGAUAGAGGAGAGAGAUUGGAGAGAUUGGAGAGAGGAGAGAGAGGAGACCGCUUCAAGAAGGAUCAAUCAUCCAAAGCUCCGUCUGCAGCUGCAGUUGUGUCUGAGGGCUCCAGAUCUCAGGCGGAGGGGAAGAGAGAAGCUGGUGAGGCUGAGGAAACGCAGACUUGCCUUCCAAGAGUCAAAGACCCUCAGCCUUCACCUGGGGUUCCCACCUCUUCCUCUCAGGAGGAGAAAGCAGACAAACCGCCCAGCAAUGACCAACAUCCAGAACCCAAACUGCCCUCCAGGAAGGAGUCCAAUCUUCCUCCACGUUCAUACCGACGAGAGGACAGAGAGCGGGAACGUGAGAGGGAGAAGGAUAUGGACAGGGACAGAGAUCGAGACAGAGACAGAGAGUGGCCUGCUGACCCAUUCAAAGCACGUGGUCGAGGCGAGUAUUACUCCAGGGGACGGAGCUACCGGGGGGCUUACAGUGGCCGAAACAGAGGGGGUCGCGGUCGAAGCCGGGCAGAGUACAAUUACAGAGAGCCCCGAUCACGCUCAGAUUUACCUUUGGUUGGAGGCGCUGCUGCCUUCCGCAACAGGGAAGAAAGCGAAACACGCAGCGAGAGCUCAGACUUUGAAGUUCGUCCAAAACGUAGACGGCGCCGGGGUUCGAACACAGAUUCUGAGAGUGAAGGUGGUAGAGAGUCUGCCAGUGAUACCGGGCCGUCUGAUCGUGAGCCUAGUACCAAACCUAGCCGUCCAUUGAGGCGAGAGCUCCCUGGGGAGGCCCGGCCUGGGCCCCACAAGCCAGGCUUUGGACCUCCUCACAUGGGGGAAAGGGUUGGACACAGAGGGGACGAUGAGAGCAGACCCAAGCCAGGAUUCCUUGCUAAGGGAGAUCCUUCACGACGAGGAAGAGGAGGACUUUACAGUAGACGAGGUGGAACAAGGGAACGUGGUGGCCCUCGCCCGGGCCCUCUCAGACGGCCAGGUGCUAGAGAGUCCUCCUCUCAGUGGCCUUCUAAACCCAUGGAGACAUUCAGGCUGGAGGACACAGAGUCCUCACAAAGAUAUGACAAUCCUGCUGCGGACCGAAGACCCCCUAGGUCUGAUGGCAAGACAUUUUUGGAAGGGGCUCCUCAGAGUAGUAGAGAAAGACCACGGCGGUCCAGACCAGCAAGGCCCCCCAGGCAAGAUAAACCCCCCCGCUUUAGGCGCUUGAAGGAACGGGAGGCUGCAGUGUUAGCUAAUGGAGAAACAGCCCCAGGUCCCUCUGUCCCUCUACUCCCAGUGCCUGCUGCUGUCCCCAGCUCUGCUGCUGCUCCAGUGUCCCACUCCCCAACCCUGUCCAGGGCCCCGGGGACCCCUCUGACUGUGCCUGCAGACGUGGCCGCCACUAUGCCUGCUCCUGACUUGUCCUCCUCUAUGGAAGCACCCUUGCCUGACACCAGCAGCCCCACCAUCACUGCAGUUGGAACCAAAUCCCCUGACCUGUCCAACCAGAACUCUUCAGAUCAAGCCAAUGAGGAAUGGGAAACUGCCUCUGAGAGCAGCGACUUCAACGAGAGGAGAGAGCGAGAAGAAAGGAAAGGAGCUCUCGAGGCUGCUCAUGAAGCAGCCACUGCCUCUGCCCAGGCACCUGCACCGCCCCAGGGCUCCAUGACCCCCAACAGAAGCCCCCCUGAUGGAAGGGUGACUCCAAAACGUGACGGGGCUCCUGCAGCCAAGAGGAGUUUCUCAAAUCAAAGGCCUGCAGAGAGACAGAAUCGUAGAGGCAACAGUGGAGCUAAACCAGUGCGGAGCUAUGCAGGAGGCAAGGGGGAGAGGAGGGGAGGGGCCAAAGCCGGCCGCAAAGGCCCUGCAGCCCAGCAGAAUCCAGAUGGGACAUCACAAACACCUGGAGGAGCAUCACAGAGGCCUACUAAAGACCCGUCUGGCCGUCGUAAAGAUGAAGCCAAACAGGCCGCCAAGAAGCCCAAAGAGAAUGCUCUUUCUCAGUUUGAUCUUAACAAUUAUGCCAGUGUUGUGAUCAUCGAUGACCAUCCUGAGGUCACCACCACUGAAGACCCACAGUCCAACACCAUUGAUGACGGCUUCACAGAGGUGGUCUCCCGCAAGCAACAGAAACGGCUGCAAGACGAAGAGAAACGGAAAAAGGAAGAGCAGACUCCUCAGGUGGCACUACCCCACUCACUGCCCAUUCCUCGGAGAGAGACCCUGCAGCAGAGCUCCAGCCUCAGCAAUGUCUCUCCUGCUACUGUUGACCUAACACUAAAGAUGGAAUCGGCUCGUAAGGCGUGGGAGAAUUCCCCGAGUCUGGAGAAGAACUCUCCCGUCGUGUCCUCUUCCUCCCCCAUCACAUCCUGUGCGUCCUCGUACUCCACCUUCUCUUCAGCCUCUAUGCCACAGAUUCCCGUGGCUUCUGUCACCCCCAGCACCUCUCUGACAGGUUCUGGUACCUAUACAACGUCAUCACUCAGCACCAAGACCACCACAGCCUCGGACCCCCCUAACAUCUGUAAGGUGAAGCCCCAGCAGCUGCAGAGUGGCGGUCUGUCCUCCAGCAGCAGCAGUAGCAGCAGCAGCUUCUCUCAGCUGGGCUGUGUGCCUACACUCCUGCCCCAGCAGCAGCAGACCCCCCAGGUGUACGUCUCUCAGUCUGCAGCAGCUCAGAUUCCAGCCUUCUACAUGGACACUAGCCACCUAUUCAGUACCCCCCACCCUCGCUUGGCACCUCCCUCCCUGGCGCAGCAGCAAGGUUUCCAGCCCGGCCUCUCGCAGCCGACAGCAGUGCAGCAGAUUCCAAUCCCCAUCUACGCUCCACUGCAGGGCCAACAUCAGGCUCAGCUGGGACUCAGUGCCGGUCCUCCAGUCUCCCAACCACAGGACCUGUUCAGUUCCUCACUGCAGCCUUACAGGUCUCAGCAGGCCUUCAUGCAGAGCAGCCUGUCGCAGCCCUCCAUGAUGCUGUCAGGACCCUCCCUGCACAGCUAUGCUGGCGUGCAGGCGCCUGAUCUAGGCAAACCUCAGUCUAAUCUGGCCUAUCAGCAGGCCUCCUCCACCCAGCACAUUCCCAUUCUGUUUGAGCCGCAGCUGAACCAGCCCUCCGGCAUGGGGGGCUCCCAGCUCAUAGACACACACCUGCUGCAGGCUCGACAAGGAAUGAGUCAGCAUUCAAACAUGUACUCAGGGCAAGUCCAACAGCAUGGCCAGAGCAGUUACUAUAGCAACGCUCAGUCGCCCAGUUCUGCAAUGCAACAGGUGACAGUCCCUCUGUCCAGUUCCCAGCUGUCGCUGUCAAACUUUGGCUCGAGUGGAGGCCAGCCCCUCCUGGCGCUGCCUCCCACUCCCCCUCAGUCACAACCUCCCAACAUCAACAGACAGCCCCCCAUCUCCCAGCCGUACCGAGGCCUCAUGGGCCCGAGCCACAGCAUGAUGCAGCCCCCUACCAGCAAGAUGGACAUGGAUCUAAAACUAUUUGGCAGUGGGAUGGAUAUGAAGCCCGGAACGCCUCCUAUCGGUGCCAGGAGCACUACACCCACCUCCAGCCAUUACAGGGCCAGCUCCACCUCUCCCAGCAGCCAGUCCAGUAAGAUCAACAGCAUGCUGUACCAGAAGCAGUUUCAGGCGAGCUCCGCCGGCAUGAGGAUGGCACAGCACUUCCCUGGCCAGUACAACCCACAGAUUUUGUCUCAGCCCAACCUGGUCUCUCCUCUGGUUCGUCCUCCUCACGUUAACUCGUUUGCCGGAGGUGUCCAGCGCUCCCCUAUGGGCCCUCAAAUGUCAACCAAUGUGGGUGGGGGUCUCAUGCCCCAUCCCCGACCUCAGCACCCACAGCACCUGCAGCAUCCACAACACCCACAGCACGGCCAGCACCCACAGCACCCUCCCCGAGGGCCUCCUCCCCCGCCGGCUCCCAGAGGCCCACAUGCCAUGAAUGCUGAACAGGAUCUAAAGGUCUGCUUCCUUCAUGUAUUCGUUGAUUCUGUUCUUCGUUUCAUUUAAAGGGAAAGUUUGGAUUGUCCGCAGGGGG